UAAUGCGGAUGAUGAUGACACUAACAUGGAUGAUCAAGUUGAUGAUGAUAUGAUUGAUGAUGAUAGUGAUCCGGAAGAUGAAAUUGAUGAAGAUUAUAUCUAUCGAUGAAUAUUUUGUCUUGUUUCCAAAUGAUUUCCAUUUUAACAUCAUGGAUCUUGCGGAUUUUAGGAUGGGCAUCAAUCCUGGACCCCCCAUCAUGAGUAGAGAGGAAUUUGAAACUCGGAAAGCUGAUCUAUGGAGGAAGCGUGCAACGGAAUCUGUUGCUGCAAAGGGAUGUCCAAAGGGUGUCACACCUAAGUACAGCUUGAAGCCUCUUGUGCCAAGCCUGUCUGAUAUAAAGCCUGAUAUUGAUGUUGAGAAAAUGCUUUUCUAGAUAUUUUCUUUGAAGAAACUAUUGUUGCUAUUCUUCAUUUGAACUGUUACUACUUUGAUUUGAAUUUGGAAACUUUCAGUUUUAAUUUUUGUCAAAUUUACUUUCUAUAUACU
Messenger RNA from Camellia sinensis, 487 nucleotides. Lineage: Eukaryota; Viridiplantae; Streptophyta; Magnoliopsida; Ericales; Theaceae. The record is from RefSeq and is a predicted model, not a curated record.